GUUUCUAAGAAUAUUUUGUUAUUGUUUUCAGACUUUGCAUAUUUAAUGAGAUGGAUCGUUGUAUCUAUCAGUUUGGCAGCUCUCAUCAUUUCUGUUGUUAGACUGGAAAUCUGGACAAAAACUGAAGAAAACAAAACAAAGAUUCCUGGGAUUGUGGAGAGUGACGGUGAUGAAGAUGAAGAAACGGUGAUCUAUGAGGAAAUUGGAGAUUUUUGUUCUUCUGUUCUGCUGAACUAAUGAACAACUUCAACUCCCCAGAAAAUGCUUAAAGUCUCAUCCAUGUGGCCACAACAGUCUUUUUAUAUUUACUUAAAAUACAGAGUUAUUCAAAACUGAACAUUUAUUCAUUUCAAAGUGUGAAUUAUUAGCAGUAACAUCAUGUUUAUGAUGUUAUUUCUGCUUCUGCUAAGGAUUCUAAACAAUUUAGAAAGAUUUUAUACAGAUACAUUUAUUUUCUUAUUUAUCCAAAUAAUCCAUUUCUGUGUCCUCUUUUAGUUUGUGAGCAGUUUUUUUUUUUAUUGUAGUGCAAUGUGGGAACUUUGUAGUUAAUUUUUUAUCAUUGCUAUGCAGAUGAUGUUUGCUUCUUAUUUAAGUUUUUCCAACCUACAGAUGCUGCAGGAUAAAUUAAACUCUUGGUCCUGUUCUCUAGUUCUCUCAUGUGACUCCAUUUGAUUUUUCAGUUGCAUUAGAUUCUGGUUUUGAUUUUUAAAGCAUGAACAUCGUUAAACAUAUGUCUGCAGCAAUCUCAGAUUUCUGAUGUUAUAAGAUUAGUGGCUCCUUGAUAAGUUGUGUGCUGGACUGAAAACUAAAGGAGAGUUCAUGUAUCAUAAAACUCAUCUUUUUAAAAUUCCUGUUUUGCUUAUUUUAAGUGUUGGUUUGGUUUGGAAGCCCUUGCCCACCAUAGCAACUGUCUGAAAGUGAUAAUGUUGAUGCAAAAAUCCUUUCAACUGCACAGCAUCCAAAAGUGAAUGACUGUCCUGACAUGCAAUGUCUUAACUAAAACAAUCAGAUUGGAUACAGAGUAAUUCCACAGAUUCUCAAUUGGACUUGGGUCUGGAUGCUGAUUGGCUCAUUCUGACUCCAGUUUGCUUACAUCUCCUGACUAAUCAGUUGCAGUUGUGGCUACAGUCUUCAGAUUAGGGUGGAAGUUCAUAUUAAAGCAGGACAACGUUUUGUAUUCCUGAAGUAUCAUCAAUGCAAAGCUGUUUAAAUCCAAAGAAAACAUUCCAGCAGCUUGAUUUUGAGAUCCUGAACCUUUAUUCCAAUUACUCUAAACCCUUAAAUCCUCCUUUACUGUGUUUAUUACAACUAUGAUGCUGUUUAUAUUGGAACUGUUCCUCAGCAGCUUCAGCCUGCAACUGCUCUGCUGAUUCUGACAAAAAUAUAAUUAUUCUAAGAUGAAAUGUAACCACUAGAUGGCGUAAAUAUCCUGUUAAUAUUAAAUUCUGUUAAUAUUACAUUACAUUCAACCUAAGGGAGAAGCUCUGACAAAUCAAAAGCAGGAAUUUAAAGGCUGCUCCAUUUUAACUGGUCAGGUUCUAAACUGGAAAUAAGUUUGAUCAAAUAAAUAACUCAAAUAAGUUUGAAAAAAAAAAUUACGCAAGCAAAGUGGGAGACAAGAAUCAUGGAGAACAAUAGGGAUUAAAUGCAGGGGGACUCUCAGCUCCAACCAACCAGAUAUGAGUAAAAAAGGUGGUAGGUUUAACAAUCCCAGUGACCGCAGCAUCAAGAAGGAAAACGAAAAGCUCAAGCAGGAAAUGCAGAAGCUGUGUAGAGUCAAGGCCUUGGUACAACUCAUCUUCUGAGCAGUAAGCUGUAAUCCUGAAACUGGAAAAGUGGAUGCAGCAGACUCUCAGACUGGAUGAGAUUCCAGAAAGAGAAGAGUGCAAUCCUACAAGCAGCUAACAAACAGCUAACAUACUGAGCAAAACCCUGAGACUCUCAGGCCGUGAUAGAAGGCGCAUGCUUCAAAUGAGUGGAAAGGUUUUUCUCUUUAUCAGAUCAAGAAGAAAAAAAAACAGCUGCUACAUUCUGUUCAGUCCAGCUGACAUGUGAAAUUAAUACACCUCUAACCUCAAACAUGACCGCAUUUCUGUUUCUUAUUCUUCAGGAUAUAAAAGUGUAAAUUUAACACAUUAAAACUAGAAAACAGUAAUAAUACUGAUGUCCUCGGUUAUUAAAAUAAGAAACUGAGUUAAAAAUGUUCUAAAUGACAAGCCCCUGAUGUGAGACAAACGUUGAACUGAAUAGGAAGUGACACCUUGCAAACCGCCUGCAACGUUUUCAGCUUUAAGAGGAAACCACUGAUAGUCUGUGAAUCAUUUGUUCACAAGACGAGACGGAGAGGAACAAUGAUUUAAUACGGAAACCAAAAUGUAUUUACAGCUGUUUCUGAUGAUUACAGUUGCAGCAGCUGCAGGGCAACAAGCACCUGAGUUCCUGGUCAGAGUUGGUGAUGAAGUGACUUUGUCUUGUAAAGACGUGACUGAUGGUCAGAAUCAAUGUGACGGAACAACUUGGAUCUUCAUCCGUUCAAUGAAAACAGUGACGCUGUUUGAAGCUGGAAAGAUUAAUUUAACUACAUCAGACAGACUGAGUGUUACUGUUAACUGCUCUCUGGUCAUAAAGAAGGUCACCAUGGAGGAUGUUGGUCGUUACACCUGCAGGCAGUUAACAUCAGGACAACAAGGACCAAACUCUGUUUAUCUAACUGUUGUUCUCAUGACUGAACAGAAGAUCAAUAAUUUAUUAGUCUUAAGCUGCUCUGUGAUGGAUUAUGAAAUCCAAAGACACACAGUGAAGUGGCUGCAUGAGGGGGAAGGAGAAACAUCCUCACAUACAAAACUAUCACUGCCCUUCUAUCGUUCUGCUGCGGUACUGACAACUUCCCUUCAUCAAAACUCAGCAUUUUUUAACUCAACAAAAUGUAACGUCACAAAUAUCUCAACUAAAGAAGUUCAGCUGUUCACCUUCAGCCGCCAGUCAACUGAUCAUAAAACAGGUGAGUGCAUAAUGGACAAUCCAAACUCAGAACAUCUGUAUGCACUUCAUAAAUCUCACAACAAAACCAGUUUCAUGCAUUUUUGAAGCUUCUUCUCAUCGUCUUUUCUCUGAAAAUUAUAUAAUAGCAAUCAACUGAUGACAAAAUCCAAAAGUAAUGACAAGACGAUUAUUUUUCUCAUUCGGUGAUCAGUACUUAGAUAUCGGUGCUGUUGGUAAAUUUUGUCUAAUUUAAUCCAAAUCUUUGUAUUGUCAGGUUUUCUACCUGUAUUGUACGUACUGAGAUGCGUUGUUGUGUCCGUGGGUUUGGCAGCGCUCCUUACAUCUGUUAUUACAAUCAACAUGAAGACAAAAAACAAAACGGUGAGAACAUUCACAGAUGAAACGUUUACACAUGAAGCGGCCUGGGAAACCAGGGUUUUUACAGCUAAAGUCACCAUAAAGCUAGUUCUGCGUCAUUAACAAAGAAAAUACAGAUGAACAUAAACAUCGGAUGCUGAUUAUGAAUGUAAGAAAAAAACCUGGUUAAAAUAUAUUACAACUAAAAAAAAGCAAAUCAGGAAGUUAUGGCAGGUAUCAGAGCACCACAUUAUUGAUUCAUUAUUGUUGUAGUGAGAAUUGGGAGAAAUGUAAGAGGAAUAUUAAACAUAUUUUGUUUUCAGCAGAGGCACAUGGAUGAUAAUGAAGAUACAGUCGUGGAGGAAAACAGAGAAUAAUUCUGCUGCUGUCAGAUUCUCUGAUCAACAGAAAUCAGUUCAACUGAAGGAAACCAACAGUUGUUAGAUUUUAGAUUUUAAAUAAAGAAGAACAGUUUCAUUAAAUAACUGUGCAGGCCCAUGAAGUGGGAUAAGAAUAUGUUUAUAAAUAAAUGAAUCAGUUGUUUUUGUUGUGAAGUGACCCCAGCCAGUAGAGAGCGCUGUUGGACCUUCAGCUCCCAUCACUCUUCUCAGAAUGAACAACACAGCCUCUAUGUAAGCUAUAUUUCAAAACAAAUUCAGCUGUUUCAUAUUUUAAUUGACAUUUACUUUUAGAUUUAUGAGGUGUGUAACAGUCAGAGAUUCAUCAUUUUUUAUGCCGUUUUCCCAAAAUGCCGUUCUUGUGACGCACAGAAAAGAAAACAACCUGCUGCUUUGUUCGCUUUGCAAAUCGUCCCUUUCACAGUAAAGUGAGCUGGAGAUUUUUCCAAAUAUUUUCUGUGAUAAACCAAAAUAUGUAAUUGCAAAAGAAAAACAGUUGAUAUAAGUGUGUUGUUGCUCUGCAAAAUUCAAAAUUAAACUUGGCUGAUAAUAAACAAUAUUUAGCAUUAGGUUUUGUUCAUGUGUCAGUCAUGCAGUGAAGAACUGUGGGGUUUGUUAACCGAAGCAGAGAAGGUCUUGUUCUUUUGCAUGUGGGUCAGUUUGGAACUGCAAACAAUUUGCACUGAAUUCAGAUUUAGGCAACAUUUUAAAAGCAAUUUGAUGGACCAUACAAAAAAAAAGUGAUUUCAGAAAGAGUCAAGUUUGAGCAUCAAGACCUGCAGUGUGAACGUCGCCUCUGUGCUUUUUGCAACCCUUCUUGCAGAUGGCAGUGUCAUGUAGAAGACGCUUCCUGUCAUUUUCUCAGGGCAAUGCUUCGACAAACCAAGAGGUGAAGGGUUAACCAGGUACUUGCCAGCAAGCUGCUCCAAUGCCUGACUGCAGGAGGUGUGUCACAUGUUAGACUGGAUAACUAGUGGUGGACGAUGCUCUAGUACUUAAGUAAAGUAUUGAUAUGGUCAAAUCUUACUCAACUACAAGUAAAAGUGUCUCAAUCAAAAGUUUACAAAUGUAGAACCACUCUGUCCACCAACAUCCCCAAAAAAGGAAAAAACAACAACUUCUUAUUCCCCCAAACAGCAACACUGGUAACUAGAAGUAAUGCCAUAUUUAACAUAGAUGCUACAAACAUGGAGCUAAGAUCUGGUCAUGUGUGCUGGUUUCUCCAGUUCAAAUGUUUAAAUGAAAGUAGGAGCUCAGCUCGGCACACUUAACGAGGAGGACAGAGCGCCAAAUCUAAGCUGUGAGCAGCAACUGUGAUUGGCUCCCCUUCUUGUGGCCAAUUGCAUUUCAGUAAAGAAAAACAGCAGCAGAGGACAAUGAAGAUAUGCUGAGCCACAAGGAAUGAGUAACAACAAGCAGCAAGUGGAAUUGAAAGUCAGAAAUUCCCCAAAAAAUGAAUACUGAAGGAAAAAUACUAAGAAAAUGCUCUUAGGUAUAACACUCUAGUAAAUGUACUCUGUUAUUGUCCACUACUGCGGUGCUGCCAACUGCAACAUGUGCAGAACCUGAGAAACUCUGUGAGUCUUGCAACCCUUCUUGCAGAUGUCAGUCUGAUGUGGAAGAAACUUCCUCCCAAAGGGGGUGAAGGGUUAACCUGGUACCUGGCAGCAAGCUGCUCCAGGGAAAUGACUGAUAAAUAACUAGUAGUCUAACUUAGAAAACUUAUCUGACAUAUGGAAACCACUUUAAAAUAAAAAGGUCAGAAAUAAUGAGAAAUACAUAUAUAUAUUUAUAUAACUUUAUCAUGAAAAGAAGCAGCAACCAGAUGACGUGAUUCUGUUCUCACAUUCUGAGAGGCUGAGCUCUCAGAUGAAACUAACACCUCUAACCUCAGACACGCCCACAUUUCUGUUACUUGCUUUUCUGUUGCUCUUUGAUAAAUAAAAGUUUAUAUUUGAGACGCAUGGAAACAAAUCAAAGUGUUAGAUGAAUACACAAUGAGAUGUUCAGAGUUUUUAGAACCAGCUAGAAAUUAAAAGUUCCGAAAAAAAUGAUAAGGAAGCAAGUCCCAGAUGCAAAAACAAAAAUAUGUCAUGAGGAAGUGACAGCUUGCAAACAACCUGCAACGUUUUCAGCUUUGAGAGGAAACCACUGAUAGUCUGUGAAUCAUUUGUUCACAAGACGAGACAGAGAGGAACAAUGAUUUAAUAUGGAGAUCAAAAUGUAUUUAUUUCUGAUACUGAUGAUUACAGUUGCAGCAGCUGCAGGGCAACAAGCACCUGAGUUCCUGGUCAGAGUUGGUGAUGAAGUGACUUUGCCUUGUAAAGACGUGACUGAUGGUCAGAAUCAAUGUGACGGAACAACUUGGAUCUUCAUCCGUUCAAUGAAAACAGUGACGCUGUUUGAAGCUGGAAAGAUUAAUUUAACUACAUCAGACAGACUGAGUGUUACUGUUAACUGCUCUCUGGUCAUAAAGAAGGUCACCAUGGAGGAUGUUGGUCGUUACACCUGCAGGCAGUUAACAUCAGGACAACAAGGACCAAACUCUGUUUAUCUAACUGUUGUUCUCAUGACUGAACAGAAGAUCAAUAAUUUAUUAGUCUUUAGCUGCUCUGUGAUGGAUUAUGAAAUCCACAGACACACAGUGAAGUGGCUGCAUGAGGGGGAAGGAGAAACAUCCUCACAUACAAAACUAUCACUGCCCUUCUAUCGUUCUGCUGCGGUACUGACAACUUCCCUUCAUCAAAACUCAACAUUUUUUAGCUCAACAAAAUGUAACGUCACAAAUAUCUCAAGUAAAGAAGUUCAGCUGUUCACCUUCAGCCACCAGUCAACAGAUCAUAAAACAGAUCAUAAAACAGGUUGGACUUGGUGGCAUAUUGUUGUUUUUGUGGCUCCAACAGGCGUAUUAAUAAUCAUUCUGCUGUUCAUCAAAUGGAAGAAAACUAAAGGAAGUGAAAUCAAGAAGGAAGAAAACACGCAGGAACCAAUCUUACAACCUGAAGUCACAGUUUCGGAUCCAGAAACCAGUGAAGUUGUGGUUGAACCAGAGGGGUGUGUGUACUACGCCUCCGUCUGCUACACCAAUAAGGCCAAGAGGAAAUCACAGGUUCAUUCCUCCGUGGACAACUCUUCUCCUGAAGAUGCUGCUGCUCAAGAAGCAGUCUACGCCGUAGUCAAAAAAACAGAAACAGAUGAUGUUACUGCCUGAAACUGUUUUAAAAAAUAUAUUGGAUUUGGUUUUCCGAAAUGUUUGCUUUAAGCAAAUUUUAGCCAAAAAACGAAACUAGAGCUAAUAUCAGCAUUUCACUAGCCUGGCCAUUGCCUUGCAGUGCAAUUCUACUCGAUUCGCAUCUCCCUUCACUGUUCAGUCUGGGAUUUCUCCCAUUGAAGUGGAUUCCUCUAGUACAACUUUUACUAGGUCAAUCAGUGAACAGAAGGAAAAGUUAGGACCCUGGAUGUCAAUUUUCUGUUUUAUAAUUGCAGCCUGCCUUAAGUGUUAGCAAUGACAGGAACUUAACGAACUUAGGCAACUUAGCAAGUUAUAAUUUAAAUAACACAUAAAUUGAAUUAAGAGCCACUGCAAUAAAUCAAUAUUUAUGAGGAAUUUUAUCAAGUGGAGUUGCUCAUUACAACUUGUUUUUAUUUAUAGCCUUAAAUUUUUGUAAAGGUGUAGCAGAGAUUCUAUCUGUGCCACUGAACCAAGCUCAUAUCUAAACAUUUAAGUUUUACUUUGACUUUUAUGGGUCUCAAUAUUUUGCUCACUGAGAAAAUCCCAUGUUUGAGCAUCACCACUUACUACUCAUUUUUGGCCUUGCAGGUUGAACACAUUGAAAACUUUUUAAACCACAUUUUACGUUACAUUUCACUGUAACGUUGCCGACCCCUCCAAAAUUGCUCUUAAAAAAUUUCCUUGUUUUUUGUCCCCCCUAACAUAGAAAUGAGAUUUCCUCCCUUAAAUAUGUUAAAAAGUCACCAGCUCCACAUAUUAAUUUUGUCAAUAUGAUGUUUUUUUAUUUGUUUGUUGUUGUUGUUUUUGGUCUUAAAUUAGAAGAUCAAAGUGAAACUAACUCGGGUCUUUCAGACAUGGUGCUCAAAGUUUGAUUGGUUGUUGGACUUAAUGAGUCCACCCCCACAGAUUCUGGUCAAAAUGGCUCUCAUGAAACCCAGGUAGAGCGAGUUGCUACUCUCAAGUAGAAAGAGUUGAUAUAAAGUUUUUGUUUUAUGUGCUAUAAACAAUAUUUUAACAUGCUUGUAAUCUUUUCCAUCCUCAAAUAAAUGAAACAUUUGUUUGACUGA
Xiphophorus hellerii (green swordtail) is the source of this 8036-nucleotide messenger RNA. RefSeq lists its product as uncharacterized. Bases 5947 to 6948 code for a protein of 333 amino acids. NCBI's taxonomy places the organism in Eukaryota, Metazoa, Chordata, Actinopteri, Cyprinodontiformes, Poeciliidae. The transcript has 12 exons. Gene Ontology annotation, molecular function: protein tyrosine kinase binding; MHC class II protein binding. The record is from RefSeq and is a predicted model, not a curated record. Gene Ontology annotation, cellular component: membrane raft; external side of plasma membrane. Gene Ontology annotation, biological process: interleukin-15-mediated signaling pathway; positive regulation of ERK1 and ERK2 cascade; T cell activation.